CCACGUCACGCAGUACAGCUGAUAAGAUAUAGAGGCUCGCGGAACUAGGUAACAGAUAAAGGCGACGAGUAUACUUGGCGUACGGAUCGGACGAAUUAAUAAAAAAUGGAAAUCAGUUUUAAAGGAAAACGAGCUUUAGUGACAGGCGGAGGGAGAGGCAUUGGUAAAUCUAUCGCACAGGCGUUGCUAAAAUGUGGAGCAGAAGUGAUUAUCUUAGACAAAAUAGAAGCUGAUCUUCAGAAGUUCAAAGAGGAGGAACCUAGUAUAAUUCCGUUACCAUGCGACUUAUGUGACUGGGAUGCGACGAGAAAAGCAGUCGAGAGUGUAGGGCCAGUACACCUACUUGUCAACAGCGCUGGCGUGGCGGUUCUCACACCGUUCGUGGACGUCAAAAAGAGUGAACUGGAUUGGGUUUUCAGUGUGAAUUUCCAGGCUAUAGUGAAUGUAUCCCAGGUGGUUGCCAAGGGUAUGAUUGACAGAGGUGAGGGAGGAGCCAUAGUUAACAUCUCUAGUAUGACAACAAAUGUCGCCUUUUCCGAGCACACGUCUUACACGUCAUCCAAGGGAGCAGUUGAUUCUCUAACAAAGAUUAUGGCCCUUGAGCUUGGACCACACCAGAUUCGCGUCAAUGCAAUUCACCCAACCAUUGUUUUGACAGACAUGGGAAAAAUAGCCUGGGAGGAACCUAAGAAGCGCAUGAAAUACGUGGUCAGGACACCAAUGGGACAUUUAGCAGAACCCACUGAUAUUGCCGACGGUGCGGUAUACUUGCUCAGCGACAUGGCGAAAAUGGUCAACGGUACUAUCCUGCAUAUUGACGGCGGACUCACUUGUAAUUAGGAGUUUUAUUCGUCAAGACAAUGGAACUAUGCAGAUUGAACUAUCAAAUCAUACUCAAGUGAAACAUCAGACUAUUUCAUAAUGACUCAAAAACAUAAUAAAGUGAUACCCAGUCAAAUGCUCUUCUGAAUUGUCACCUCAACGUGAAACAAUUGUAUCUAUACUGUAACAGUUAAUAGUUUCGCCCCGAAGGGACAUCACGUGUUAAAUUGAGCCGCGCCAUGGGAAAACCAACAUAGUGGCUUUGCGACCAGCAAACGGUUUCUCUAAUUGCAGUAGGCUUUGAAAGCGAACAGCAUGAGUCCUGACCAGACUGCGCGUCGUAAACGCACUAUGUUGGUUUUCUCUUGACACGGCUCAAUUUAUUUCUAGGGGGACCAGCUAGACAAGAGUUUCAAUGAAAUUUGUUCAGAGUGUUCGAACACUCACGUGUAGAAUCGAUGCUUGUUUUAGGUUUUUAAGCCAAACAAUCCAAUAUGGAAACUUUACACAGAACAAAACUUUAUAAUCUUGUGAAAACAUCUUUGCAAUCAAACUUGUGUUAAAGACCACCUCCUAAAAAGACCAAUAGAAAAAGAGCCUUGCUUUAAAAGGUCACUAUUUUCUCUUACCAUAAAAUAACGUUAAUAUGUUCCUAUUGAGGGACCAUCUACCAACAAGGAUCACAUUUUCGUUUGUCAAGGAUAAUCUUUAUAGACAUAUUUUAAGGCCGCCUGUUUUUGAUAUUUACUUCGUGUUAAAGCUAGCCUUAUAAAUAGCCUUUGGGAAGAAUUUCCAUUGAAGUGUCGAUACUAGAUAAGAUAAAAGUUAAGGUUAUAUUUCGAAAUGAGGACGAAUAAAUAAGGUUGAAGAAUUUUGAGAAAAUUGAACAGCUUUGUAGAUUUCAGAAAACAAAAGGCAACGAUUUGGCUGACAUUUACAAUACAAAUAGCAUCCCGUGUAUGAUGAAAAUUGGCUCAGAAAUUAAAAAAUAAUAGAACAAUGCAGAUAUCACUUUUAUGAAAGUAUCGGAUUUAGCCAGUAAAAAUUGAGUUCUGACACUUAUAUGUUUCGUUCAAAAAUAACAAAAGUAUCGCAGUUUCCAGCCCCCUGAAUUGUAUUGCUUAUGUUAUAUAAAAGGGAAGUAAUUUCAAAUGACUCUUUAUGAGGAAUCGGAAGAGUUGUCCUAAUGAUAAUGUAUGGAUUUCAAUAGGCUGCGGAUGUCACUUA
Messenger RNA from Mercenaria mercenaria, 2049 nucleotides. Its product is annotated as L-xylulose reductase-like. NCBI's taxonomy places the organism in Eukaryota, Metazoa, Mollusca, Bivalvia, Venerida, Veneridae. Gene Ontology annotation, molecular function: L-xylulose reductase (NADPH) activity; carbonyl reductase (NADPH) activity. The record is from RefSeq and is a predicted model, not a curated record. Gene Ontology annotation, biological process: xylulose metabolic process; glucose metabolic process. Bases 106 to 840 code for a protein of 244 amino acids. The transcript has 7 exons.